Messenger RNA from Patella vulgata (common limpet), 2621 nucleotides. Its product is annotated as transmembrane prolyl 4-hydroxylase. The coding region runs from base 142 to 1092 and encodes 316 amino acids. The transcript has 9 exons. Gene Ontology annotation, cellular component: endoplasmic reticulum. Gene Ontology annotation, biological process: peptidyl-proline hydroxylation to 4-hydroxy-L-proline. Gene Ontology annotation, molecular function: iron ion binding; L-ascorbic acid binding; procollagen-proline 4-dioxygenase activity. The record is from RefSeq and is a predicted model, not a curated record. Lineage: Eukaryota; Metazoa; Mollusca; Gastropoda; Patellidae.
UAUACUGUAUUUAUAUCUUUAUACACGUAUAAUUAUAACUAACCUUUCUUCCUGUAAAUCAAUAACAGAGUAUAUGUAUACAUGUAUAUGUGUAUGUUUUAGAAUUAAACCAUCUACAAAUGUUGUUUCCUGGGAGGUAAAAUGAAAGUAACAUCAUCUGAAAUCUGCCUACUUCAUAUUGUAAUAGGAUUUGUAUAUUUUAUUGGAAUUUCAUCAAGCGAGAAUGUUAGAAAUCAAAAUGUACGUCAAAGAUCAAAUAUUAGACAAUUAAUAUCACUACAGCAGCCAUUUUGUUUAGCAGAGGUUAACAAUCAUACAGAUGAUGUAGAAAGUGCCAAGUGUAACUUGCUGCAGUUAUCUAAACCUAGGCCUAAAUAUCCAUUAAGGUUCAUACAACCAAACAGGAUUGGUUAUGUAGAAGAAAUUCAACUUGUAGAAGGCAAGACACAUACACGUAAAACAUUGGCCCUCGACCCUCCUGUUUAUGAAAUACCCAACUUUUUGACACCAGAGGAAACUGAUAUCAUAAAAGGAAUCGCAGAAAACAAGCAGUUAUCACAGAGUAAGUUGUUUGGAGAUGGCCAGGGGACGAGAAAGAGUGAAUCAGCAUGGGUUUCAAUCAGAAAAUUAAAUAAGUCUAUUACACGUUUGUCUGAGAGAUAUGAAAAAUUAACUGAACUGCCGUCGUGGUAUGUAAACCAUGCUGAAAAAAUGCAGAUUGUAAAGUAUGAAACUGGUGGAUAUUAUUAUACACAUCAUGAUUCAGGUCCAUAUUAUUUACCUGUUCAUGAUUUACCUUGUUGUAAUCAAGUUAAAUCUUGUACUACAAACCUUGAACAAUGUUGUCAGCUGUGCAGAGUGAUGACUGUAAUGGUUUACCUGAAUGAUGUAGAAGAAGGGGGAGAAACGGCUUUCCCCGUUGCAGAUACGGAUACAGAAACGUUACAUGAAUAUUUGUCUGAUGUAAAUAACAGGAAUCUGACCACCAAUUGUUUUAAGUCUUCUCUUCUGGUUUCACCAAAGACAGGAACGGCCGUCAUGUGGUAUAAUCAUGAAGUUGAUGAAAUGGUAUGGCACAGUAAUGUAGAAUAGCAUGUGAAGAAAACUGGGCCGUUUAUACUACCUUGAGGAACAGAAAAAUUUAUAUCGACUGGUGUUGAAUUAGUUUGAUUGAUGUUAACAUUAAAGCCUCUACCAGAGACAUAGGAAGCUACCGAUUCUUUUGCUUCCACAAACUCAAAAACACUUUUGAAGGAUUUCACAGUAUCAAACGCAGCACUAAGAUUUAUGGCAACCAAUAGAAGGGGAUAAUUGAUGUUCCAUAUUAUAGGAUGUCGUUAUAUAUUUUAAGGAUUAAUGUUUCUGUAAGUCUAUGAAUAUACAUUUCUUUACAAGGGCAUCUGCAAUUGCUUUGUUUGGACUGGUCAGGUUUAGAGAGCACGCAUCUCCACAUUUCCAGGGAGUUGAAUUACGUCAGUUUCUAUAAAGAAGAAACAUAUCAUGCUUACCUGCGUCCGGUUUGGAUCGGUCCAUCCUUUAGUUAGAAAACAGUAUACCUAAAUCGUGAUAUUUAUUCAAGUAAAAUGCUAAGUCCACAUAAUAUACAAUCGGUACUCAGCCAGUAUCGAUCCCUACAAAUAUAAUGAGUAUAUGAGAAAUAGUGUAUAACAAAUACAACAGCAAAUCAAAUGUUUAUAUGAAUAAUACACAUUAUAGAAGGCGCUGAAAAGUGCUUUAGGGAGAGUUACAUAAAAAUUACGAAAAACAGUAUAAGCGGCCUGGUAAAUUAUUUAGCGACGGACGUCAUAUGAAAACAGGGAAACAAAGAUACGCACCAGGUAGCUGAACCGAUGCGGUCUUACUCGCACUUACAAUCGAGCGCUCGAGAUACUGAGUCGAUCGCUUGAGAUAAUUAAGUCGAGCGCUCGAGAUAAUAUAACCGAACACAUCUCAACCAAUGUUUUAAGCUGUAUAAUUGUGUGCAUAAACUUGCAGAAUAAAGAUAUUCAUUAAAAUUUGUUCGUUUUUACAACCCAUCGACCCCCCACCCCACACACUCCACCCUAUGCUCAUCACCCCCACUCGGUAUUUCCCGUUAUAUUUACCCCCUUCCAAAUGGGGAGUAUAUCACAUGUUAUUAUACAAAUCAAUAAUUCUAUAUAUCGAGGUUACAGAGGUUAUUUCCUUUUCUCUAGUGCGAGUUAUAAAUAGACAAUUUUUCCCUUAAUUUUUUUUCUCCCCUCUUCCUGCAUUUUUGGGUUGACUUUUUGGUCUAGAAUUGGAGAAAAUGGAUCAAAUUUGCAAUUUCAUAGCAGUUUUAAUACUGAUGAUAUUACAGAGGAGGGAUGGGGGUGUAAAGUGUCUUUCUGCAGAGCAAUUAUUGUGUCGGAAGUGAGAUUUUCACCCCAGUCAACAUCAAAUCCCCGUAGCAAAAAAAAGAAACGGUCAACGCUCUACAAGAUUAUGAUGAGGAGAUUGCCAAAUGUGGUCCUCAUUGUGCCUAUAAAGAUUGGAACCAACGGAAUGCUGAGCAAAAAACUACAGCCUGUGGUGUUACAGCCAUUUAACAUUGAAGUCAGUGGGCAAAUAAUUGCUAGUCAUAGACCAUACUCACCGGGGGG